Lepisosteus oculatus (spotted gar) is the source of this 643-nucleotide messenger RNA. It is a transcript of the gene ndufa13, whose product is annotated as NADH:ubiquinone oxidoreductase subunit A13. The record is from RefSeq and is a predicted model, not a curated record. NCBI's taxonomy places the organism in Eukaryota, Metazoa, Chordata, Actinopteri, Semionotiformes, Lepisosteidae.
UGUCAACGUCACAGUUCUGCGCGGUUUGCAGCUGCGGUGAGGAACCGAAAUGGCGACGUCCAAGGUGAAGCAGGACAUGCCUCCUCCGGGGGGCUACGGUUCCUUUGACUACAAGAGGAAUCUCCCGAAGAGAGGGCUUUCCGGGUAUAGCAUGUUUGGUAUUGGUAUCGGGGCCCUGCUUUUCGGUUACUGGCGACUCUUCAAGUGGAACAGGGAGAGACGGCGGCUGCUGAUCGAGGAGCUGGAGGCUCGGAUCGCGCUGCUGCCUCUGCUGCAGGCCGAGCACGACCGCAGGACGUUGCGGAUGCUGCGAGAAAAUCUGGAGGAGGAAGCCAAAGUCAUGAAGGACGUUCCCAACUGGAAGGUAGGAGAGAAUGUGUUCCACACAGACCGCUGGGUCACCCCCAUCACAGAGGAACUUUACAACCUCCGGCCACAGGAGGAGCUGUUGCACAAGAAGUUUGGUUUCCAGUGGUACGUGUAGGUCUGUCCCCCCUCCGAGGUCGUCUCCGUCGCUGCUCCUGGCCCUGCUGUAGUGGAGGACCCUGGGAUUGCAGUCGCCCUGCUGUCAACGCGUCUUGUAAAUGUUAAAUAUUAAAAAUACCUUUUCUCUGCUUCCAAAAAAAAUCUUCACUUGGGUGUC